GGAUAGUUGGUGGAUAUAAUUAUUGACUGGCGUCUGGGCUAUUGCAGUGAGGGGGGGUUAGGCAGGAAGGAAUCCGCCCCCACCCCCCCAAACCCUUUUCUUCUCCUUCCCUGGGUUCGGACAUUGGAGCACUAAAUGAACUUGAAUUGUGUCUGUGGCGAGCAGGAUGGUCGCUGUUACUUUGUGAUGAGAUCGGGGAUGAAUUGCUCGCUUUAAAAAUGCUGCUUUGGAUUCUGUUGCUGGAGACGUCUCUUUGUUUUGCCGCUGGAAACGUUACAGGGGACGUUUGCAAAGAGAAGAUCUGUUCCUGCAAUGAGAUAGAAGGGGACCUACACGUAGACUGUGAAAAAAAGGGCUUCACAAGUCUGCAGCGUUUCACCGCCCCGACUUCCCAGUUUUACCAUUUAUUUCUGCAUGGCAAUUCCCUCACUCGACUUUUCCCUAAUGAGUUCGCUAACUUUUAUAAUGCGGUUAGUUUGCACAUGGAAAACAAUGGCUUGCACGAAAUCGUUCCGGGGGCUUUUCUGGGGCUGCAGCUGGUGAAAAGGCUUCACAUCAAUAACAACAAGAUCAAGUCUUUUCGAAAGCAGACUUUUCUGGGGCUGGACGAUCUGGAAUACCUCCAGGCAGAUUUUAAUUUAUUACGGGACAUAGACCCGGGGGCCUUCCAGGACUUGAACAAGCUGGAGGUACUCAUUUUAAAUGACAAUCUCAUCAGCACCCUACCUGCCAAUGUAUUCCAGUAUGUGCCCAUCACCCACCUCGACCUCCGGGGAAACAGGCUGAAAACGCUGCCCUAUGAGGAGGUCUUGGAGCAAAUCCCUGGCAUUGCCGAGAUCCUGCUAGAGGAUAACCCUUGGGACUGCACCUGUGAUCUGCUGUCCCUGAAAGAAUGGCUUGAAAACAUUCCCAAGAACGCCCUGAUCGGGCGAGUGGUCUGCGAAGCCCCCACCAGACUGCAGGGUAAAGACCUUAAUGAAACCACCGAACAGGACUUGUGUCCCUUGAAAAACCGAGUGGAUUCUAGUCUCCCAGCGCCCCCAGCCCAAGAAGAGACCUUCGCUCCUGGCCCCCUGCCAACUCCUUUCAAGACAAAUGGGCAAGAGGACCAUGCCACCCCAGGAUCUGCUCCAAAUGGAGGUACAAAGAUACCAGGCAAUUGGCAGAUCAAAAUCAGACCCACGGCCGCAAUAGCGACCGGUAGCGCCAAAAACAAACCCCCAGCGAAUGGCUUGCCCUGCCCGGGGGGCUGCAGCUGCGACCACAUCCCUGGGUCGGGUUUAAAGAUGAACUGCAACAACCGGAACGUGAGUAGCUUGGCUGAUUUGAAGCCCAAGCUCUCCAAUGUGCAGGAGCUUUUCCUGAGAGAUAACAAGAUCCACAGCAUCCGAAAAUCGCACUUUGUGGAUUACAAGAACCUCGUUCUGUUGGAUCUGGGCAACAACAACAUUGCCACGGUGGAGAACAACACUUUCAAGAACCUUUUGGACCUCAGGUGGCUGUACAUGGAUAGCAACUACCUGGACACGCUCUCCCGGGAGAAGUUCUCCGGACUGCACAACCUGGAGUACCUGAACGUGGAGUACAACGCCAUCCAGCUCAUCCUCCCGGGCACUUUCCAUGCCAUGCCCAAGCUGAGGAUCCUCAUUCUCAACAACAACCUGCUGAGGUCCCUCCCCGUGGACGUGUUCGCUGGGGUCUCGCUCUCUAAGCUCAGCCUGCAUAACAAUUACUUCAUGUACCUCCCGGUGGCGGGGGUGCUGGAUCAGUUAACCUCUAUCAUCCAGAUAGACCUGCACGGGAAUCCCUGGGAGUGCUCCUGCACCAUUGUGCCUUUCAAGCAAUGGGCAGAACGCCUGGGUUCCGAAGUGCUAAUGAGCGACCUCAAGUGUGAGACGCCUGUGAACUUCUUUAGGAAGGAUUUCAUGCUCCUCUCCAAUGACGAGAUCUGCCCCCAGCUGUAUGCGAGGAUCUCGCCCACGUUAACUUCUCACAGUAAAAACAGCACUGGGUUGGCGGAGACCGGGACGCACUCCAACUCCUACCUAGACACCAGCAGGGUGUCCAUCUCCGUGUUGGUCCCGGGACUGCUGCUGGUGUUUGUCACCUCCGCCUUCACCGUGGUGGGCAUGCUCGUGUUUAUCCUGAGGAACCGAAAGCGGUCCAAGAGAAGGGACGCCAACUCCUCAGCGUCCGAAAUUAAUUCCCUACAGACAGUCUGUGACUCUUCCUACUGGCACAAUGGGCCUUACAACGCAGAUGGGGCUCACAGAGUGUAUGACUGUGGCUCUCACUCGCUUUCAGACUAAGACCCCCAACCCGGAUACGGGAGGGGAGCGCAAAAGAGAGAAAGUCUCCCGGCCAAUGGCAUCCCCGGGGUCAGAGCGGCAUUGACCCAAAUCCAGUGCGCCUCAGGCCCUGAUAGACACAGAUAAAUAAAUAACUAUGAACCCGCUCAACGGAGAGGGUCUGACUCCCUAGCUCCCUUCUGGAAACAAAGAGCAGACUGUGGCGAGCUGGAAGAGCACAGCCAGCUCGCUCUCUGCUCGGAGCCCCAUUUGACAGGAAGCCCAGCAUGGGCUCAGCUGAAAGAAUUCACAGCGCCCUCGCCCUCCGCCAAGGGGCGGGUGGGGACGGAUGCCGCGGAUCUAUACAUAUAUACAUAUAUCCACAUCUAUAUAGAGAGAUAGAUAUCUAUUUUUCCCCUGUGGAUUAGCCCCCACGAUGGCUCCCUGUUGGCUCUGCAGGGAUGGGCAGUUGCACGAAGGCAUGAAUGUAUUGUAAAUAAAUAACUUUGACUCCUGACAAAAGAAAAAAAAGCGACAAGUGCUGCAUGGCUCGCAUGGAACCCACGCGCUCCAGGGACUCUGCCCGCCCCCGCGACUGGAGACAGCGUCUCGUUCACAGCACCCACCCUCUUACCUGAUAAGUCCCAUCGUAUCAAACUUUCUCUAAACGAAAUACAGUAUAAUCAGAAAGUGCCAUUUCGCCAUUAUUGUGAUCGGUAGGCAGUUCAGAGCGUACGUUUACUGUGAAAAAAAAAAUGUAAAGGUUUUAUUUAAGACAUUUGCAUGGCUAGUUAUCAGUCCAUUUUAUGAGUUAACGAUGUAUUUUGUUGAGGGAAAUUUUUAGGGGUUGUUUUGGGUUCCUUUAUUUUGAUGGUGAUGUUUUAUUUUAUUUUAUUUUAUUUUUGAGGGGGAAUAUUUUUCUAUACAUAUCCAAUAAUGCCUUCCAUCUGAAUGUAAAAUAAGUACCCAUGAUUUCUAUUAUAGUAUCAGUGUAAUUAUUUAAAAAAAAAAAGAUUUUGAGGCAGUUAAGCAUGACCAAUUAAUGUCACUCUAGUGCUUAGGCUGCGACCCUAUGGUAGCAAUUCUGUGCUGGUAUAAAUCUUACUUACAAAGUAGGAAAAAAGAACCGAGGAAGCACGUGGAACUUACUAAUUCUAUUCGAGGAUUUUAUAAUGGCAUAUUUUUUCAGUAUUAAAGUGAAAAUGUUUUCAAA
Molecule: messenger RNA, 3501 nt
Organism: Tupaia belangeri chinensis (Chinese tree shrew)
Lineage: Eukaryota; Metazoa; Chordata; Mammalia; Scandentia; Tupaiidae
Gene: SLITRK1
Product: SLIT and NTRK like family member 1
Exons: 1
Coding region: 219-2309 (696 amino acids)
Biological process (GO): axonogenesis; positive regulation of synapse assembly
Cellular component (GO): GABA-ergic synapse; glutamatergic synapse; postsynaptic density membrane
Molecular function (GO): protein binding
Source: RefSeq, a predicted model, not a curated record